Drosophila obscura is the source of this 2869-nucleotide messenger RNA. RefSeq lists its product as uncharacterized. Gene Ontology annotation, molecular function: protein binding. The record is from RefSeq and is a predicted model, not a curated record. The transcript is spliced from 2 exons. Lineage: Eukaryota; Metazoa; Arthropoda; Insecta; Diptera; Drosophilidae. Bases 50 to 2608 code for a protein of 852 amino acids.
AGGUGAAAGGUGAACGGUGAACGGUGAACGGUGAAAGGAAUCGGUCACAAUGGCACGCAAGCAAAUCUACAGGCUGCAACUGCUCAAAUGGCUUUGUUUGGUAUCUGUGCUGCGAGCCGCGUCUGCCGACUGGCUAAUGGACUGCGGCAACUGUCACUGCAAGUGGAACUCCGGCAAGAAGACGGCCGAUUGUCGCAACCUGAGCCUCAGCGGAGUGCCCGAGUAUCUCAGCUCGGAGGUGCAGGUGCUGGACCUCUCCCAGAACCAGAUACUCGCCCUGGAGGAGAACGCAUUUCUGGCCACACGGCUGCAGAACCUUCACAAGCUGUUCAUGCGGAACAGCACGUUGCAGCGCAUAACGGCGCAGAGCUUCGCGCAGCUGGAGAUACUCAUUGAGCUGGAUUUGUCGAACAAUCUGCUGCGCGAGCUGCUGCCCAAUGUCUUCGAUUGCCUGACCAAGGUGCGAUCGCUGGUGCUGAAUGGCAACCAGCUGCAGACGCUGCGCGGCGGCGUCUUCCAUCACUUGAAGUAUCUGCACAAGAUCGAGCUGAAGCACAAUCGGCUGGUGAGCAUCGAUCCGCUGGCGUUCCAGGAGGUGCCGCUCCUCUCGCAGAUCUAUCUGGACGGCAAUCAGUUUCGGGUGCUGCACCGGGAGAGCUUUCAGGGUCUGAGCCGACUGACAGCCCUGUCCCUGGACCAGAAUCCAUGGAACUGCACCUGCGAUCUGCAGGAGUUUCGCGACUUUGUGCUCAAAAUGAACCUGUACACGCCGCCGACGGCCUGCCAUUAUCCGCUGCAGUUGCGCAGCAUGCUGUGGAUCGAGGACCAGCCGGAGGCGUUCGCCUGCAAGCCAAAGAUUGUCUAUCCGGCACGCGGCGCCUCCAUAAACACAUCCAAGGAGAACGUGACCCUCAUAUGCCGGGUGCACGGCUCACCGAACACCAUUGUCGCCUGGGACUACAACAAGCAGCUGUACAAGUCGAGUGGCACGUCCCUGGACGUGCACCAUCCGCGCGUGCACAUCGAGAUGCUGCGGGAGGAGAAACGAUCCACAAGGGGAGAGCCACAGCUGGGCCGCGACAUAUUCACCUCGCGGCUCACCAUUGUGGGGGCCGAGAAGAGCGACGAGGGCGUCUACACCUGCCUGGCGGAGAACGCUGGCGGCAAGGAUGCCGUCCAGAUGAGCCUCGUCGUACAGCAGGCCGUGCAGCGGGACUUGCUCCUGAACAGCAAUCUCUUUGUGAUCAUCUGCCUCAUGGUCCUGGGGCUGCUCAGCAUCUCGGUGCUGCUGUCCAUGGCUACCUACUGCAUCUACAGACGCUUCAAGCACCUCCAUCUGCAUCCCAGGCAGCAUACCCAUCUUCGUUCGAUUAACUACACCGCGCAGCAAUUUUCCAGCGAGGCUGGCGAGGGCCUCGGCCUCGGCCUGGGCAUGGGCCUGGGCCUGGGCAUCCAUGGCGUCAGCAACAGCGUAGUGGUGGCCGGCGGCACGGAGGUGCUGCUCAAUACGUUCCAAAAUCAAAAUCCAAAUCAAAAUCCAAAUCAAAUUCAGGCAACAGAUCGACGCAUCGAGCCCAUGGCCGAUGGCAGGAAAUUUACAGAAUUGAUAACGAGCAUUGAUAGGAGCAGAAAUUCGCAUGCCAUAAUGGGAUACCUGUGCAAUCGGCCCACAGCCAUGCCAGAGGGAGGAGGAGGAGGGACUGGCACUGUAACAGGAACAGGAACAGGAACUGGAACUGGAACUGGUAACUCGAAUUCGAAUUCGAAUUCGUUGCGCAGUCGAGAGGAUGAGAGGCGAGAGGAAACACUCGUUUUGGAGCGCAAGUUCAAAGAUAAGCUCAACGUAACGUCCAAGGUGUAUGAUUUGCAUCGAUCACAGCUCAUAGAGGAUCACAGGAUCAUGCCCGGUGCCGUGCGGGAAACGGCAAUCAUCAGGCAGAGCCGCACAGAGCCCGAGUAUCAGCCGGAUGUGCUGCCCUCGAACAGUCCCACUGGCUCCCAAAAUGAAGAUCAGCUGAGCCACCAAUUAAUGCUGAUUGGUCUCAAUUCGCGCAGCAAGUACAACAUCAGUGUGCAAAAGUAUCUGCAGGAUAAGUACGGAAGUGUCGGCACUGCUGUCCGAAGGAACAACAACAACAACAACAGCGACAUCAGCGACAUCAGCGACAUCAGCGACAGACGUCAGGCGUCUGCAACCGGAAGUUGUUUGCUUUACCCCCCCAAAAAGGUGCAGCAGCAGCAACAGCAGCAACAGCAGCAACAGAAGCCACCCCAGGGACUGCAAAGGCACUGCCAGUCAAUGGCAUUGCCAAGCAGCCAACGCCAACCCACCGAUGGCCAUUGCCGUCAGCCAUCACCACCGCCAUAUAGCACCACCAGCACCAGCAACAGCAACAGCACCACCACUGCAACCACCACCUCCUGCACUUUGUCUGAUGCUGCAAGCAGCGCCGCAGGCGCCCACGACGGCGGGGUGAUAGCAGCAAUUACAGUGACAUCGUCCUCAUCACUUCCACAUGCACUUGCCCCCCUGCAGAAUAAGUUAGCCAGCACCACAGCCGCAGCAGCAGCAGCAGCAGCAGCGACUCAUCGCAAAAGGAUUCUUUGACAGCUACUGAGGACGCAGAUUUGACCAGACGAUCACUAGAAUGUAAGCCAGGGAGAGAGGGUGUCUCCCUGUCUCCCUGUCUCGGUAGCAAAUAAUAUUUUAGAAUUUUAAUAGUAAAUACAUAAUUAUUUUUAGCGACACACACACACACGUAUACCUAUACCUAUACAUAUAUAACUAUAACUAUAGCUAUAAAUUUCUAUAUGUAACAAUAUAAGCGCUUUAACUAAAGAACCCAACAAUAAAGUGAAAUGAACUGAA